Arachis stenosperma is the source of this 2124-nucleotide messenger RNA. RefSeq lists its product as uncharacterized. The transcript is spliced from 4 exons. The record is from RefSeq and is a predicted model, not a curated record. Bases 1 to 2124 code for a protein of 707 amino acids. Lineage: Eukaryota; Viridiplantae; Streptophyta; Magnoliopsida; Fabales; Fabaceae. Gene Ontology annotation, molecular function: DNA binding; protein dimerization activity.
AUGGAACAAUCACAAAGUAACUCACAGCCACAAGAUAAUGUUGUUCAAAAUUCUCAAACUGGUUCAUCCAGAGGUAAAUCUGAUCCAGCUUGGCAGUAUUUUACAGUGAAGUAUGACAAAAAUAACAAGGCUCAAUAUACAUGUAUUUUCUGCUUGAAUACUUACAAUGGAGGGGGGAUAUAUAGAAUGAAAUAUCAUCUUGCAAAAAUUCCUAGACAAAUUAAAGUUUGUAACAAAGUAACAGAUGAUGUUGAACUUCAAUUCAAAAGGCUUUUGGAGGAAAACAAAAAAAAUAAGGCAGAAAAAAGAAAAUUUACAUCUGAUUGUUAUGAUGUGGAAAGUGAAAGAGAAGCGGAAGAAGAGGGUGAAGCGCCUAAUCCUGUACAACCUCCAGCUCCUGCAACAAUGGGAGACAAAGGAAAGAGAAGAGCGAUUGCUGCUACUCCAAUUGGAAGUUAUUUUAAGGAAAGGACUACGCCAGGCUCUCAACCAGCUUUGAAAAGUGUCUUGGCCAAUAAACAAGUUAAACACAAGGUUAAGUUGGGGCUUGCAAGAUGGAUCAUUGAUGCACGGAUUCCAUUCAAUGCAAUUCAAUCGCCUUACUUUCAACCUGCCUUGGACGGCGUUGCUGUAAUUGGACCUGGUUUCAAGGGACCGUCGUAUGACGAAAUGAGAGUUCAUUUGCUGGCCGAUCUUAAGAAAGAGUGUCAGUUGCUUGUUGAAGGUUAUAGGAGCUCGUGGAAAAGGACUGGUUGUACACUGAUGGCAGAUAGCUGGACUGAUCAAAGGCAGCGUACAUUAAUUAAUUUUCUAGUUUAUUAUCCUGCUGGUAUGUCAUUUGUUAAGUCUGUUGAUGCUUCUGAUAUGAUAAAAACUGCCGAUACCUUGUUUAAAUUGUUUGCUGAGGUUAUUGAGUGGGUUGGGUCUAGUAACAUGUGCAUGUGGUUACUGAUAAUGCUGCGAAUUAUAAAAAGAAAAGAGUGGAAAGAAAUUGUUCGACCAGGAGUAACACAUUUUGCUACUGUUUUCAUUACUUUGAAAAGUAUAUAUGUUCAUAAAGAAGACUUGCAAUCAUUGGUGAUUGACAAAUAUUUCACUUCUCAUAAAUUAUCCAAGAGUGUCAAUGGGAAGAUGGUUAGUUCAAUUAUCUUGGAUAGUAAGUUUUGGGAGGAUUGUUUUACUACUGUUAUGCUUGUUGGUCCUCUAAUUAAGUUAUUGAGACUUGUUGAUGCUGAUGAGAAACCUUCUCUGAGUAUCGUGUAUGCGGGCAUGCAAAGAGCCAAAAUUAAUAUCAAGACAAUGUUUAGAAAUAGGAAAUCUGCAUACACACCUUAUACAAGUAUCUUGAAAAUGCGGUGGGAUAAGCAUUUGAAGCGUGACCUCCAUGCAGCAGCAUACUUUUUGAAUCCAGAUUACUUCUAUAGUGAGGGGUUUGUUGAGAAGGCAAAUAUCUUAAGGCCUUUGCUUGAUUUAUUUGAUAUUGAAACUCUUUGCGAUGACUCGGUUGCCGCAAUGCAAGAGAUACAGUUGUAUCGAGAUCGAAAAGAAAGUUUUGGAAGGGAAAGUGCAUUAAAAGCAAUUAAGAGACUUGAACCUGGUGAAUGGUGGAGGCUACAUGGUGGGAGUGCUCCUAACUUGCAAAAAAUGGCAAUUUGUCUUCUUCAUCAAACAUCUUCAUCAUCCGGCUGUGAGAGGAACUGGAGCCUCUUUGAACAAAUCCAUUCAAAGAGGAGGAACCGAUUAGUGCAUCAAAGGCUAAGUGACAUUGUUUAUGUCACUUAUAAUCUACGCCUUCAAUCUAGAAUGCAUCGCAAGAAGAAGAAUUAUGAUCCAAUUGACAUUCAAAGCAUUGACACAGUAGAUUUUUGGGUAAUGCCGGAUGAAGAUGAUCCUGAAUUUACUAAUGGAGACAUCGAAGGCAUUGAAAAUUUAAUUUAUACGGAUAAUGCUAUGCCUUCAUAUCCUACAUAUGGAGGAGAUGUGGAACUUGAUGUGAAUUUCCCUAAUGUUGCUGAUUCUACAAAUACAGCUUCUUUUGGUGGUACUUCUGAUGAUGGUGACUUUGGAUUACCUGUUUAUGAUGGAGAUGUUGGAACACUUAAUGAUAAUUCUGAUUUUUUAUGA